AAAGAAAAAUCAAUUUGAUUGGGUAGGAUUUUUCCAUUGGGCUGGAGUCCAACUAAGUUGAAUUAAAUGGACCGAAUUCGGUGAUUAGGUUCAUAACCUAACCCAACAUAACCCAACCCAACCCAACCCAAUAGCUCAUUUGUAAAUGGAUUGGGUUUGCUUAUCUUCUACUUCCUGAAGCAAGGAAAAGCAUUCAUCUACUUGUUUUUAGGGUUUUACAUACUCGAGUCGGUCGCAGCGGCAAGCAGAGAACAAUGGAAAGGAGACAGUUGACGGCAGAAUCGAUGCCGUUGUUCCAGGAAGGAAUAGGUUUGCUCCUGUCUCGGUGGUCGGUUCUGCAACUGGCCGUCGAAAACGAGUGGGGCGGCCGCGACUCUCGCCGCCGCAAAGCUGAGCUCCUCCUCUCCGAUGUCUUCUCCUUGGAAGGGAUGCAAUACUAUCAGCAUCAGCCAGAAUGAUAAGCCAAAAUACCCUUGGAAGGGAUUUCAAACACAAGUUGAUGAUUUCAAGACUAUUUUUAGCGAUCCAAUUAGCUCUGAAGCUGUCGGGCUCCACCUCCUGGUAU
Molecule: messenger RNA, 565 nt
Organism: Rubroshorea leprosula
Lineage: Eukaryota; Viridiplantae; Streptophyta; Magnoliopsida; Malvales; Dipterocarpaceae
Source: the annotation of a GenBank genome assembly